AUGGGAACGGUCGGUCGGAGGAGGCGUGGUCGGCACCGGCAAAGGUUUGAUGGUCUGACGGUGGUGGUCGGCCUGGCUUCGAGAACGGGCUCGGUGUCAGAGAGGUCGGCCCGGCCUCGAGGUCGGGCUCGGUGCUGCAGACCUCGGUCCGGCUUUGAGGUGAAGUCGGACGGACUGUGGUUACAUAGCUCGGCAGUUGGUAAGUUGAGAAGCCGGUCGAGCUUGGAGGUAAGAUCGCCGAAUUGGAAGUCGGAGUUUGGUUGCAGGUCGACCUCGACCAUUGAGGUCGGGGAUGAGGAUGUCGGGUACGACGGUGAAGUCGGGCCCCGGCGAUGUGUACCCGACAACCGAGAAGUGAAGUUGGUGAAGAGGCUCGGUUCAGCGAUUAAGAAGUCGGAGAUGGCAGGGUCGGUCUCCGGUGACUGUCAGGUUGAAGAGGUGAGGUCGGAUUUGCUAGAUGUCCGACGUCUGAGAUCGGGGACGUCAAAAUUAUUUUGGGGAUGA
This is a messenger RNA of Striga asiatica, 504 nucleotides long. Lineage: Eukaryota; Viridiplantae; Streptophyta; Magnoliopsida; Lamiales; Orobanchaceae. The record is from the annotation of a GenBank genome assembly.